UGUUGUUGUUGUUUAACAACCCCUUUUUUCUUAUUUUCUUUCGUUUUUCUGGGGGGUUCUUCUUUAAUGGGAUUGAAUUUCAAUUGAACUUGAAAUUUCUCCUUUUUUGUUAGGUUUUUAAAGCAAAAAAUCGAUUCAUGGGGGUAUUUCUAUUCCGGAAUUUUUUUCCCAUUUCCUGUGAUUAAUAUUGCGGGUUCUAUUGUUUGCUUUCGACCUAAUUAAAAGGUGAAAUUUCUUGCAAAUUUUUUCAAUUUUGUUUUUUGUAAAAUUUGGGAUUAAUUUCUCCCUAAUUCAGUUUUGCAAUUUUGGGAAUUUUGUUCUUGAUGGACGACAACUUUCACCGACGUGGUUUAGUGGCACAUGCACCUCCCCCUGGCCACUUUGUACGCUUGCAAGGACACUCUCAAGACGAUUUGAGUUUGAGAAGGCCAGUAUCAAGAAUGCGGAGGUGGCUUUGUUGUACUUGUCAUGUUGAAGAGUCUUAUCCAUCAAAUGAUGAGCCCCUCAAAAGCCCAAGGAACAAUGCGGAAAGAGCCCCUAAAAAGCCUGCAGCACCUAUAAAGGAAGAUGUGCAGAAGACAACACCACCACCAAUUGAAGUACCCGUCUUGUCUCUGGACGAGUUAAAGGAAAAAACCGAUAACUUUGGAUCCAAAGCGUUAAUUGGUGAAGGUUCCUAUGGAAGAGUGUAUUAUGCUACUUUGGAAAAUGGGAAUGCAGUGGCUGUGAAAAAGCUUGAUGUUUCCCAAGAACCAGAGUCCAAUGUUGAGUUUUUGACACAGGUUUCAAGAGUUUCAAGGUUGAAACAUGAAAACAUUGUUGAGUUGCAAGGCUAUUGUGUAGAGGGAAAUAUGCGGGUGUUGACGUAUGAAUUUGCUACCAUGGGAUCCUUGCAUGAUAUCUUGCAUGGCAGGAAAGGUGUGCAAGGUGCUCAACCUGGUCCAGUGCUCGACUGGAUGCAGCGAGUAAGAAUUGCUGUUGAUGCCGCAAGGGGAUUGGAAUACCUCCAUGAGAAGAUUCAGCCAGCUAUUAUUCACAGAGAUAUUAGAUCUAGUAAUGUCCUCUUGUUUGAGGAUUUCAGAGCCAAGAUUGCAGAUUUUAACCUUUCAAAUCAGGCCCCUGAUAUGGCUGCUCGUCUUCAUUCCACCAGAGUUUUGGGCACCUUUGGCUAUCAUGCACCGGAGUAUGCAAUGACUGGACAGUUGACGCAAAAGAGUGACGUGUAUAGUUUUGGUGUGGUUCUUUUGGAGCUAUUAACAGGACGCAAACCCGUGGAUCAUACAAUGCCUCGUGGUCAGCAAAGUCUUGUUACUUGGGCAACUCCAAGGCUGAGUGAAGACAAAGUUAAGCAGUGUGUUGAUCCCAGAUUGAAGGAUUACCCUGCAAAAGGAGUGGCUAAGUUGGCUGCUGUUGCAGCUCUAUGUGUUCAAUAUGAAGGUGAAUUUAGGCCAAACAUGAGCAUCGUUGUCAAAGCACUCCAGCCGUUACUAAAGCCACCAGCUCCAGCUCCAGCUCCUGCACCAGUUCCAGCUCCAGAGGCAACUUAAAAGAGGGAAUAGUUACUGUCAAGUUGAUUGCGUUGAUUGUGUUAGAUAAUUUCUACAGCUGUUUGGAUUCUCUUGUUCCUUGACUCUUGGCCGGCUUUUGUUCAUCACCAUAUAUAUCCGAUUUUUUUUCUUCAUAAUUCGUUGUUGAGUUUGUUGGUUUGGAUGUGGGGAAAAAAAAGAGUUUGAUGUCUAGGAAAUCCGGUAUAAGUCUUUUUUGCGCUUAUACGGGUUUCACGGCUAUUUGUAUGAAAAAGAAUAGCGACAAUAUGAUCAAACUCAUAUUUUGAAAAUGGCAAAAGGCGGAUUCUUUCAUGUGCA
Messenger RNA from Spinacia oleracea (spinach), 1865 nucleotides. RefSeq names its product PTI1-like tyrosine-protein kinase 3. The record is from RefSeq and is a predicted model, not a curated record. The transcript has 8 exons. Gene Ontology annotation, biological process: protein phosphorylation. NCBI's taxonomy places the organism in Eukaryota, Viridiplantae, Streptophyta, Magnoliopsida, Caryophyllales, Amaranthaceae. Bases 324 to 1547 code for a protein of 407 amino acids. Gene Ontology annotation, molecular function: protein tyrosine kinase activity; ATP binding.